CAGGUGAUCUGCCCCUGUCUCAGCCCCCCAAAGUGCUGGGAUUACAGGCGCCCGGCCUACAUGUUUAUUGUUUAAAAACCGGGAAAGUAUAGAGAAGAAAGUAAAGGCUCCCCACCCCUAGAGAUAACCGCUGAAAGUAUUUGGUCUGUUUCCUGCCCGGCUUUUUCCUACACACACUUUUUGGCGCCUUAAGUCGGGCUCCCCCCGGACAGGAGGGGCCCCUCCCAGGCGCUGGUGUCUGCGCCCGCCCCCCGCAGCCUUGUCCCUGCUCCGGGGGGUCCCUGGGUCUCUGGGGCAUAUCGUUGCUUCACUGCUCGCUCGAGCCUCCAGGGAUCGGGCCGCCGGGGCAGCGCAGAGAGGCGGGGACAGGCGACAGCGGCGCAGAGUGGCUCCUCCCGGGGCCGGCCCAAGCGGGGGUCUCGGUGCCUGCGAAGCGGCAGGGGUCGCUCGGGGCCCAGUGCCCUCUACGUCCCGUCCGGGUCCCAGCUGGGGCGGGGCGCGCCCAGUGUUUCCGGGAGGAGCGGCCCGGGCGCGCGGCAGGUGCGGCGGCGCAACUCGCGGGUCUUCUCCACUGGCCCCUGAGAUUGCCAUCACCUCCAGCUCCUCCUCUCCUGAAGUUGGCAGCCCCUCCUGGGUUCCAGCCUCCUGAGAUGCCAGACCCACUGGGGCAGUACCCACAGGCCCUGAGCCUACAUCAACCACCCCAGUGACACCCCAAGCCUGCAGCAUUUUCCACCCCCAGCCCCCUGGUCCCACCUUGCCUUCCGCCCACCUUCCCACCUGCUGCAGGGAGGGCCCUCGGCUGAGCCUUCAGACACACUUGCACCCCAUCCGCUCCCCUCCUGAAUUUCUUCUGACCCUCCCUUGGCUUCACAGCACCUGAAGGCCAGGCUGAGGCCCCCUGCUCUCAUGGCCAGCCCUGGAAAGCCUGGGGCUGAUGAGGCCCAGGAGGAGGAGGGGGAACUCGAGGGGGGCUCUGCAGGGCCGCGGGCUGCAAUACUGGAGCAGGCUGAGGAGCUGUUUCUGCUGUGUGACAAGGAGGCUAAGGGCUUCAUCACCAAGCACGACCUGCAGGGUCUCCAGAGCGACCUGCCCCUCACGCCAGAGCAGCUGGAGGCUGUGUUUGAAAGUCUGGACCGGGCUCACACUGGCUUCCUCACCGCCAGGGAGUUCUGCCUGGGCCUGGGUGAGCCUGUGGCCUGCCUAUCCCCCACUGCCCAGAGCUGGAGGCCUGAUCAGGAGGCCUGGCACUUGUGGCGCCCUGAGGGCUGCCGGUGCCUCUCGUCCUCCUCCCUCCAGGGCCCGUGCUUUGUCUGCACGCACUCGCGCCUGGGGGCUCCUAGCUGCGGUGGAGUGUGUGGAGCUGACCUUCCUGGCCCCCAGCUCCUCUCCUGUGCUAAGCUCCGGGAUGUUUGUGGGGGUGGCGUCAGCCCAGGGAGCGAACCCCUGCAGGACUCCCGAGGAGACCUUUGAGUCGGGCGGGCUCGACGUGCAGGGCACGGCGGGCUCUCUGGAUGAGGAGGAGGAAGAGGAGGAGCGAUUCCACACUGUGCUGGAGCAGCUGGGGGUGGCCCCGGUCCUGGGCAAUUCCCGCCCGCCCUCCAGGCAGCGGGCUGUGAGGACGCUCUGGGCCAGGCUGCAGCGCGAGCGCCCCGAGCUGCUGGGCUCUUUCGAGGAUGUUCUGAUACGCGCGUCGGCCUGCCUGGAGGAGGCGGCCCGGGAGCGCGACGGCCUGGAGCAGGCGCUGCGGAGGCGCGAGAGCGAGCACGAGAGGGAGGUGCGCGCUCUGUACGAGGAGACGGAGCAGCUUCGGGAGCAGAGCCGGCGCCCGCCGAGUCAGGUGGGCCUCGGGCCCCGCCCCUCCCGCCAGGCCCAAUCCCACCUCGCUGGCCUCCCUGGCUCCGCCUUCUCUGAAUUAAUCCCUCCCCGACGGCCCCACCUCCGCGGGUCCAGGCUGCCCUCAGCCCGAGGAGAUCCCACUGGGCCUCACGUAUCACCCCCGUCCGGUCUUCUCCACCCGACCCCGCUCCGCCCGGGCCCACUCCCAGCCCCUGGCCCUCCGUGUACCUCUUUUGCAUGGCCGAGCGGCCGGCGGAGGCUCAGUGGUCCUCCGUGCGUCCCAGAACUUCGCCCGCGGGGAGCGGAGAAGCCGUCUGGAGCUGGAGCUGCAGAGCCGCGAGCAGGACCUGGAACGCGCGGGCCUGCGGCAGCGGGAGUUAGAGCAGCAGCUGCACGCCCAGGCUGCGGAGCACCUGGAGGCACAGGCCCAGAACUCCCAGCUGUGGCGGGCGCACGAGGCGCUGCGAACGCAGCUGGAGGGGGCGCAGGAGCAGAUCCGCAGGCUGGAGAGCGAAGCACGAGGCCGCCAGGAGCAAACCCAACGGUGCCGUGGGACGGGGCUGGGCGGGCCCCGGUGCGUGUCCCGGGGGCGGGGCCGACGGGCGCUCAGGUCUGGGCCACUUUCAUCCCCAUCUCAAGUCCCAGGCCCGCCCCGUGGGAAGGAGGAUCUUCUAGGGGGUCCGGGGGCUCCCCAAGGAGCCUUCCUGCAGCCGGGUCACCACCUCCCAUCCACAGAGACGUGGUCGCCGUCUCCAGGAACAUGCAGAAAGAGAAAGUCAGCCUGCUACGGCAACUGGAGCUGCUCAGGGAGCUGAAUACACGGCUGCGGGAUGACAGGGACGCCUGCGAGGCCAGGCGGGCGGGCAGCAGCUGCAGGAAGGCUCUGACAACAGCCCGCCUGCCUGGGCCCACCUGCUGCUGCUGCUGUUGCUGGGCUCGGCCCCCCAGACGCGGCUCUGGCCACCUUCCCAGUGCCCGGUGACCAGCCCCGAGUGACUCACGGACCAUGAGCUAGAAGCUGCCCUUGCAGGAGGCUUGUCAUGGGUCGGGGGUGCCCACUCAGGAUGCAGGCUCUCCCCAGUGGGCCCCAGGCUCGCCUGACUGAAGACAUGAAGGACCUAGCCUAGGAGUGGUCAGGGUCCCGGGAGUGGCCAGGGUCCCGUGUGUGCCCUCUGCCAGUCUUCGCUCUGUCCCCGUUCAAUCAACCCCAUCUCAGUUCAGCAGAAAACCCCCUCGUCAAAUAAAACCCACUGACUGCACUGCG
This is a messenger RNA of Homo sapiens (human), 3103 nucleotides long. It is a transcript of the gene CRACR2B, whose product is annotated as calcium release activated channel regulator 2B. The transcript has 8 exons. Bases 938 to 2821 code for a protein of 627 amino acids. Gene Ontology annotation, molecular function: calcium ion binding. NCBI's taxonomy places the organism in Eukaryota, Metazoa, Chordata, Mammalia, Primates, Hominidae. The record is from RefSeq and is a predicted model, not a curated record.